CAGGAAAGAGAGAGAGUUAGGCAGAUAGGCACUCCCUUUUUAUUGAUAUGCUACUCCACUUCUUCCACCCACAACUCAAGUAAAGGAGCCCAGUUUCGUAUCGGCCCGAUGGCUGGCAUGAAUGGGACACAGGUGGAAAACCUAUCUAGCUCCAACAGCAGCACCUGGCAGGCAGAGGCUUCAAGAGGAACCGAGAUUGUAGUUACGCUGCUUAUCUUCUUGGUGGGCGCGCCUCUGAAUGGGCUCGUGGUUUGGGCGCUCGGAUUUCGGAGUCAUCGUCAUGUGGUGCGUAGAGGCAGUAAUGAGGAGACACGCGCUGCCAGCAGUUUCCGUGUCUAUGUCCUGAACCUUGCCCUGGCCGAUCUGGUGCUGAUCCUGCGGACCCCUCUCAUGUUGGGCUUUCUCAUUCACAACAGCUGGCCAUUUGGGGACACCUUCUGCCGCAUCAUCAUGUUCCUGCGGGUCCUGGGAUUGUACGCCUCUGCUUUCCUCCUCUGCGCUGUGGCUCUGGAACGAUGCUUGUGCCUGCUGAGGCCGGUGUGGGCUCGACUGCGACGGCCAGCUUGGGCCGUCCCUUUAGCCUGUGGUCUCAUAUGGCUGAUGGCUACCAUCUUGUCUAGCCCCUACCUCUACUUCGCUGUCCUGCAGGAGAAAUCUGGGAAACACCUUUGCUAUGAGAGUGAAGGGCAUAAUACGACUUUGUUCGUAAUCGAAACUUUAGCAGGUUUCAUGUUGCCCGUGCUGGUGUUCCUGGGAAGUAACCUCGCUGUUCUGCUCACUAUUAGGAGAGCUUCACCUCCAACACCCACCUCCUCCACUCCUUCAAUGGCACGCAAGAUGAUAAGGAUGUACCAUGUGCUCUUUUUCACAAUGCUCCUCUUCCUCACCUGCUGGGUCCCCUAUUUUGUUUGUCGAUUUAUACAGGCUUUGGCCAAAUCUCACUCUCAGUCAGCAAGCUAUGGUAAAUACAUAUCUCUGUACCUGGUGUAUAUCAAGAGCGCCCUGAACCCCGUGCUUUACGUGUUUGCUGCCAGAGGCUUAGGCCGUGCCAUCAAAGCUUCUCUGGUCUCCACCAUUGACCGACUUUUCAAUGAUGACUCCUCAGAGUCCAUACGAAGGAAAUCACUGAAAAACUCGCAGAUGUAACAGGGAGGCCAAUAAUGUAAUAAUUUAGCAUGUUAACUCUUCAUUUCUUCAGCAUUUCUUUUAACAUGUGCAUUUCUCCUUUUGUGGAAAUUAUUCAUCCCCCUUUAAAAUGUGAGUUGUGUAAAUACAGAAGUAGAAGUGUUUGAGUUAUUACAAGUGAAUGUACCGCAGUGUCCUCUUUAUGAGUGAAAACCACACAUAAUCUUGUAAAUAAAAUGAUGAUUUUUGCUUUAGUUUGACAGUUUUGCAGAGAUGUGAUCCUAUCUGGACCAUGUAUUUCAAGGAUCUGGACUGUUAUUGAUUUGUUUUAAAUGUACACAUACUUUUUUAUUUUUUAUUUUAAUAGGCUAUUAAAAAUUUUGAGAAUGGGAAUGGAAAA
Haplochromis burtoni (Burton's mouthbrooder) is the source of this 1525-nucleotide messenger RNA. Its product is annotated as C5a anaphylatoxin chemotactic receptor 1. The record is from RefSeq and is a predicted model, not a curated record. Gene Ontology annotation, molecular function: complement component C5a receptor activity; G protein-coupled receptor activity. Gene Ontology annotation, cellular component: plasma membrane. The transcript has 3 exons. Bases 109 to 1146 code for a protein of 345 amino acids. Gene Ontology annotation, biological process: inflammatory response; positive regulation of cytosolic calcium ion concentration; phospholipase C-activating G protein-coupled receptor signaling pathway. Lineage: Eukaryota; Metazoa; Chordata; Actinopteri; Cichliformes; Cichlidae.